Messenger RNA from Aethina tumida (small hive beetle), 798 nucleotides. Its product is annotated as histone-lysine N-methyltransferase SETMAR-like. NCBI's taxonomy places the organism in Eukaryota, Metazoa, Arthropoda, Insecta, Coleoptera, Nitidulidae. The coding region runs from base 1 to 798 and encodes 265 amino acids. The record is from RefSeq and is a predicted model, not a curated record. Gene Ontology annotation, molecular function: nucleic acid binding. The transcript is spliced from 2 exons.
AUGGAGAGCGAUAAGCAGCAUUUUCAACAUAUCUUACUGUUUUACUACAGAAAGGGUAAAAAUGCUGUUCAAGCCAGAAAGAAAUUGACCGAUGUGCAUGGAGAAGGUGUGUUGUCAGUACGCCAGUCCCAGAACUGGUUCGCUAAAUUUCGAUCCGGCAAUUUUGAUGUCGAAGAUGCACCACGUUCGGGAAGGCCGGUUGAUGCUGAUGAAGACGCGAUAAAGGCAUUAGGUGAUACGAACCGGCGAAUAACAACACGUGAGAUCGGAUUGAGGUUAAAUUUAUCAAAUUCAACAGUUUAUGACCACUUGAAAGGCCUGGGAUUAUCCUCGAAGCUCGAUGUAUGGGUUCCCCAUGUUCUCACAGAGAGAAAUCUGUGUCGCCGCAUUGACGUCUGUGAUUCGCUUCUCAAACGUCACGAAAAUGAUCCGUUUUUGAAGCGCAUCAUCUGUGGGGACGAAAAAUGGGUUGUAUACAACAACGUCAAACGCAAGAGGUCAUGGAGCAAAAAAGAUGAACCGGCUCAAACCAUUUCCAAAGCCGAUAUUCACCAAAUAAAGCUUUUACCGGAUAACACAACGAUUAAUUCGGAAGUCUACUGUCAUCCGCUGGACAAACUGAAUGAUGCACUUCAACAGAAAAGGCCAGAAUUAAUCAACAGGAAAGAUGGAGUGUUUCUCCAAGACAAUGCGAGACCUCACACACGCCAAAAGCUUUUACAGCUUGAAUGGGAUACAAUGCCACACCCACCAUAUUCUCUAGACCUGGCACAAUCGGAUUAUUGUUUGUUCCAGUGA